GGGAGAGAGAGAGAGAGAGAGAGAGAGAGCAACGAGGAGGAGAUCUUGGAGGGGGUUCAAGCCCUAGUUUGAGCUGGGGAUGGAUGAUAAAGGAGAUAUAGAGACCAGCGAUGUAGGAGGAGUGCUGGAGAGGAAUGGGUCCUCCUUCUAUGAAGAUAAGGAGCUUGUUGGGGCGCGAGAGCCCUUGCUGAGGAAGGCCACCACGAAUAACACCUCCCAGAUCGCCAUUGUCGGUGCCAAUCUCUGCCCUAUUGAGAGCUUGGACUAUGAGAUUGUGGAGAAUGAUCUUUUCAAGCAAGACUGGAGAUCAAGGAAGAAAACACAGAUAUUUCAGUAUAUAACCCUUAAGUGGACUCUUGCCCUACUUAUUGGCCUUGCUACUGGGCUUGUUGGCUUCUUCAACAACCUGGCUGUCGAGAACAUUGCUGGUUUCAAAUUGUUGCUGACAAGCAACUUUAUGCUUGAGCAAAGAUUUUUUGAGGCUUUUGUUGUAUUUGCUGGUUGCAAUCUUAUUUUAGCAGCUGGAGCAGCACUUCUCUGUGCUUAUGUUGCACCUGCAGCGGCUGGAUCUGGCAUACCCGAAGUAAAAGCAUAUCUUAAUGGUGUGGAUGCUCCUUCUAUUUUGGCUCCGAGUACACUCUUUGUGAAGAUAUUUGGCUCCAUUGGUGGAGUAUCUGCUGGCUUUGUACUAGGUAAGGAGGGUCCAAUGGUGCACACUGGAUCGUGCAUCGCCUUCUUACUUGGUCAAGGAGGCUCUCGCAAGUACCGCCUAACGUGCACAUGGCUCAGAUACUUCAAAAAUGACAGGGAUCGACGAGACCUGAUCACAUGUGGGGCUGCUGCUGGUGUUGCAGCUGCUUUCCGGGCUCCAGUUGGUGGGGUACUCUUUGCUUUGGAAGAAGUAGCUUCUUGGUAUUCUGCGCUUCUUUGGAGAACAUUUUUCACAACAGCAGUGGUUGCUGUGGUAUUGAGAGCUUUAAUAGGAUUCUGCCGUGGUGGAAAAUGUGGGCUUUUUGGAGAAGGAGGACUCAUUAUGUUUGAUUUAAGUUCUUCUGUUGCAACGUAUAGUGCCCCUGAUCUGAUAGCUGUUAUAGUUCUUGGAGUCCUUGGUGGUUUGCUUGGAUCCCUUUACAACUUUUUCUUGGACAAAAUUCUCCGCUCAUAUAGUGUGAUCAAUGAGAAGGGUGCACCAUUCAAGAUCAUCCUUACCAUCACCAUUUCUCUGCUUACUUCAUGCUGUGCUUAUGGACUACCUUGGCUAGCCAAGUGCACCCCAUGCCCAGCAAAUAUCCAAGAGGAGUGCCCAACUAUUGGCCGUUCUGGCAAUUUCAAGAAUUUCCAGUGUUCUCCUGGUCACUAUAAUGAUCUUGCAUCCCUCUUCCUCAACACGAAUGAUGAUGCUAUUCGCAACUUGUUCAGCAAAGGCACUUAUGAUGAGUUUUAUAUUUCCACUCUCUUCGUCUUCUUUGGUGCUGUAUAUUUCCUUGGGCUCGUGACAUAUGGAAUAGCUGUUCCUUCUGGCCUGUUUAUCCCUGUUAUACUUGCUGGUGCUACAUAUGGACGCAUAGUGGGAACUCUUCUGGGCCCUAUCUCUGACCUUGAUACUGGCCUCUUUGCCCUUCUUGGGGCAGCAUCUUUUCUGGGUGGGACUAUGAGGAUGACAGUGUCAGUUUGUGUCAUUCUGCUUGAGCUGACAAAUGAUCUUCUAAUGCUUCCUUUGGUUAUGCUUGUCUUACUUAUAUCAAAAACAGUGGCUGAUAGCUUCAAUAAAGGGGUGUAUGAUCAAAUUGUUAAGAUGAAGGGCUUGCCAUUCAUGGAAGCCCAUGCAGAACCUUACAUGAGAAAUUUGGUUGCUGGGGAUGUGGUCUCAGGACCACUAAUUACUUUUUCCGGAGUGGAGAAAGUUGGGAAUAUAGUACAUGCAUUAAGGCUAACAGGCCACAAUGCAUUUCCAGUGGUGAAUGAACCACCUUUCUCAGAUGCACCAGAGUUGUGUGGGCUUGUCUUGCGCUCUCACUUACUUGUAUUGCUAAAAGCGAAGAGGUUUACAAGAGAAAGGGUGGCUACUGGAGUGAUAGAGGUUUUGCGGAGGUUUGAUGCCUUUGAUUUUGCCAAAGCCGGGUCAGGGAAAGGUGUCAAAUUGGAAAAUCUGGACAUUCAAGAGGAAGAAAUGGAUAUGUAUGUGGACCUCCAUCCAAUUACCAAUACUUCACCAUACACCGUGGUUGAGACAAUGUCACUGGCAAAAGCAGCAGUUCUUUUCAGGGAACUUGGACUCAGGCAUUUGUGUGUUGUGCCAAAGACUCCAGGGAGACCUCCCGUUGCCGGGAUUCUAACUCGACAUGACUUCAUGCCGGAACACAUUCUGGGAUUGUUCCCUCGUGUCAAAUCCAAUGACUAAGGUUUUGUAUCAUCCCAUGUGAAGCUUGAUUCCCCCAUAUAUUUUUCAUCAUCAUCAUCAUCAUCAUCACCGUUAUCUGGUACUUCUUUAAGCAACAAUUCUUUGAUCAACAAAGGCACAUAGUUCCAUCCCCCAACUCUAAUUGUUUAAUGUAUCAUAUUAUCCAUGUUUGUAUAAGUAAGAUUGGUGGUCUCUCCAAUUGUUUGAUCUCUAUGCCCCCUUGAUUCAAAUUUUGGAUACCCCUCUCUUGUAUGUGCCAAAUAAUCCAUGAUACCUUGCAAAUAAACAGGUCUUCUGUCUUCUUCUGCUGCAGACAUUGACAAUACUGGGCACAUUAUAUUGUGCAUUGUUCUGAGAGCAUCCUCAAAUGUUACUCAGGUUUGUUCUAAUUUGCUGUAAAUUAAGUUUAUUAAACCUUGACAAACAUUGUCACUGGAU
Molecule: messenger RNA, 2839 nt
Organism: Dioscorea cayenensis subsp. rotundata (Guinea yam)
Lineage: Eukaryota; Viridiplantae; Streptophyta; Magnoliopsida; Dioscoreales; Dioscoreaceae
Product: chloride channel protein CLC-c-like
Biological process (GO): transmembrane transport; chloride transport
Cellular component (GO): plant-type vacuole membrane; intracellular membrane-bounded organelle
Molecular function (GO): voltage-gated chloride channel activity
Source: RefSeq, a predicted model, not a curated record